Durotheca rogersii is the source of this 2430-nucleotide messenger RNA. Its product is annotated as potassium transporter. Gene Ontology annotation, cellular component: plasma membrane. Lineage: Eukaryota; Fungi; Ascomycota; Sordariomycetes; Xylariales; Xylariaceae. The transcript has 11 exons. The record is from RefSeq and is a predicted model, not a curated record. Gene Ontology annotation, molecular function: high-affinity potassium ion transmembrane transporter activity. Gene Ontology annotation, biological process: intracellular potassium ion homeostasis; potassium ion import across plasma membrane. Bases 233 to 2344 code for a protein of 703 amino acids.
GUAUUGUAUACAGACUUAAUCUUCUCUCCCUUUUAAGUAGAGACGAGAUCCGCCUUUUAUUUGAAAGAGUUCCUUGCCGGACCAAGGUCACAGCCUCGGCUCCGACGUAAGGCUGGCCACUCAAACCUUACCACCAUACCUGUAUUAAUACCUGACAUGUCCUCGUGCCCCCAUCUCGUCCCAUUCCUACACACCACCGCUAGGUCGAGUUCGAUAGGGAAAGACAUACAUCAUGUGGAAGCCAUCUGUGAAUUUCAUUACCUUGCACUAUGCUUGGAUUCUUUCCAUGGCCCUGCUCGGGUUCAUCGUCAUCGGGCCCCGUCGCAAUAUUGCCGCCAUAGACGCGUUCUUCUUCGGCGCCAGCGCCGCCACCGAGUCGGGCCUGAACACCGUCGACGUGAAGGAUCUGGAGAUCUAUCAGCAACUCUACAUCUACUUCAUCCCUAUCAUCACCAACCUGGGCUUCAUCAACAUCGCUGUCGUCGUGGUUCGGUUGCACUGGUUUCGAAGACGCCUGAAAGAUAUAGCCUCUUCCCGAUUGAGGCCUAGCUCGGCAACAACUGCCGCUAUCACCAAUGACCGCGAGACUGACAUCGAGGCCAACACAGAUAGCCCGGCGUCUGUGGCCCAGAGUGAAAGUGAGCCCACGGCCCAUGGUCGUGUCCCCAUAUCGAUAUCGGCAAAUCGGAAAGGAGCCGUAACGAACGACGAGGCCGACAACGACGAUGUGCGGGAGCAAGACUCAGAUAGCCGGCACAAUAAUAACAAUCUAGACAACGUCCAGGGGCCGUCCAGCAUUAGCUUCCCGGCCGACUUGGAGAAGCCCACUCGGGAGUCUCGCGUGCUGUAUAUCCCGCCGCCCAGAGAACGCAACAAGGGCCAACCCAUAGUGGAGAGGGAUGCUGCCGUUAGCGACGAUGGAGAUGACGACGAAGGGGAUGCCACCAAGUCUGCGGAUAUUAUAAACGGGAACGGGGUAACGCGCAGGCGGCCGUACAGGCGCGAAGGUGCCUCUGUGCCCCCGGCCGCCCGGUCGGUCGAGCAGGUGGCCUCUUCCAUAUUCGUGCUGGGCCGUUCGCCCACCCAGGAGCGCCGGCGAUCAGAAGCGUCGCAGCGCGUCCCCCCGCGCCUGUCCGAGCUGCCGACCCUGUCCAGAGGCGUCACCGUCGGCCGCAACGCGAGGUUCUACAACUUGACCGCCCGGGACCGGGAGGAGCUCGGCGGCGUCGAGUACCGCGCCCUCAAGCUCCUGCUCGUCAUCACCCCCGCCUACUUCUUCGGCCUGCACCUGUUCGGCGUCAUCUGCCUUCUCCCGUGGAUCCACAACGCCCCUUCCGUGUACACGGACUAUCUGGAAGAGUGCGGGCAGGACAAGACUUGGUGGGCUUUUUACUCGGCGCAGACUAUGGUUGACAAUCUGGGCUUCACCUUAACCCCUGAUUCGAUGAUCAGCUUCAGGGAUGCCACGUGGCCCAUGCUUGUCCUGACGUUCCUCGCGUUUGCCGGCAACACGUUAUACCCGAUAUUCCUACGCCUCCUCAUCUGGGUCCUCUUUAAGUUCGCCCCCGGCCAGUCGUCGUUGAAGGCGUCGCUCAAGUUCCUCCUCGACUACCCCCGACGCUGCUAUACGCUGCUGUUCCCUAGCCGGGUGACGUGGGUGCUGUUCGUCAUCCUGGUCGUCCUGAACUUCGUCGACGUCGUCCUGAUCCUCGUCCUCGAUCUGGAAAACCCGGAAGUCAACACCCUCGCGCUAGGGCCGCGGAUCCUAGCCGCCCUCUUCCAAGCGGCGUCGGCGCGCCACACCGGCACGGCGAGCUUCAACCUUGCCAACGUCAGCCCGGCUGUGCAGUUUAGCCUGCUUGUGAUGAUGUACAUCGCGGUCUUGCCCAUUGCGAUCUCGAUCCGCGCGUCGAAUACGUACGAGGAACGGACGGUAGGUCUCUAUUCGCCGGCCCACAAUCUGGAUGAAUAUGAGGGGGAUAGCCGGUCCUACCUCGUCAUGCACCUGCGUAACCAACUCAGCUUUGAUCUGUGGUACCUUUUUCUCGGCACAUUUCUCAUCUGCAUCGCCGAGGCAGACAAGAUUGCAGACAUCAACAACCCGGCAUUUGCUGUCUUCCCGAUCUUUUUCGAAGUCGUAUCUGGAUAUGCCAAUGUUGGCCUGUCCCUCGGGCACCCCAGCGUGCUGACUUCGCUGUCGGGCCAGUUCACGGUCUUUAGUAAGGUCGUCGUGUGCGCUAUGAUGCUCAGGGGCCGCCACCGCGGCCUGCCGUAUGCACUCGAUCGUGCCAUCAUGCUGCCCGACGAGCGCCUCACCGAAGAUGGCGGUCGGGUUGAUGCAUAGCGAUUUGUGAUGAGGAUAAGAGGACAUCAAGGGGGACAUACCUUGGUUAGCAUGGCGCAAGGGUCUAUACUAUACGGGGAGAUAUG